CGUCGGCUUAAGUGACGGAGGGACAUGGGACAAAUAACACUGGCCAUCGGCGGCCAAAACCAGACGAACUUUAUCUUUUCUGCCUGUACUUGAAUCUCCCAAGUCAAUCAGCAACAUGUCAGCCUCGACGAUCUCACGAGCGUUGAGACACGCAACGAGACCAAACGGCGCAACAAGCCCGUUCCGGCAAUUCGGCAUUGGCCCUACACCGAGAGCAUCGACACCAGCGCUCGCCUUCUUGCGCCAACAAGAACGCCAUGCCUCGUCCAAGCACCCCAAAGGCUUCGAGCCGCCAUCUCCUGGCGAUCUCGCGCAGCUGCGCGAGACUGUGCGAGAGUUUACUCGCCGCGAGCUGACCGAGGAGGUCGCCGCGGCAACCGACAAAAACAACAACUUCCCCCCGGACAUGUGGCACAAGCUGGGCGAGGCGGGCUUCCUGGGCAUCACGGCCGACGAGGACGUGGGCGGGAUGGCCAUGGGCUACCAGGCGCACUGCGUCGUCAUGGAGGAGCUGUCGCGCGCGAGCGGGUCCAUCGCCCUGAGCUACGCCGCCCACUCGCAGCUGUGCGUCAACCAGCUGCAGCUCAACGGCUCGCCCGAGCAGAAACACAAGUACCUACCGGACCUCAUCGCCGGCAACAAGGUCGGCGCGCUGGCUAUGUCCGAGUCCGGGUCGGGCAGCGACGUCGUCAGCAUGCGCACGCGCGCAAAAAAGGUUGACGGCGGCUACGUGCUCAACGGCUCCAAGAUGUGGAUCACUAACGGGCCGGACGCCGACCUGGUCGUCGUAUACGCCAAGACGGUCCCCGACGGCGGGUCCAAGGGCAUCACAGCGUUCCUGGUCGAGACCAAGUCCCCCGGUUUCGCGUGCCUGCGCAAGCUCGACAAGAUGGGCAUGCGCGGCAGCAACACGGGCGAGCUGGUGUUUGAGGACGUGUUCGUACCCGACGAGAACGUGCUCGGCGCCGUCAACGGCGGCGUGCGCGUGCUGAUGGAAGGGCUCGACCUCGAGCGGCUGGUGCUCUCGGCGGGACCGCUCGGCCUGAUGCAGGCCGCGCUCGACGUCGCGCUGCCCUACGCCCACACGCGCAAACAGUUCGGCACGCCCAUCGCUCAGUUCCAGUUCAUGCAGGGCAAGUUGGCCGACAUGUACACCAAGCUGCAGGCCUCGCGGGCGUAUACCUACGCGACGGCCCGGGCGGUGGACGAGGAGGGACUCAUCAGGACGCAGGACUGCGCCGGGGCGAUUCUCUACGCCGCCGAGCGGGCGACGGAGUGCGCACUGGAUGCCAUCCAGAUCCUGGGCGGGAUGGGCUAUGUCGAGGAGAUGCCGGCUUCGCGUAUCAUGCGGGAUGCCAAGCUGUAUGAGAUUGGCGCCGGGACGUCCGAGGUCCGGCGCAUGGUCAUUGGGCGGGCUUUCAACAAGGAGUAUGCUCAUCUGUCUAGCUAGCCCCGUCAAGAUAAAACCUGCAUUCGAUCGAUCACCCUUCACACGUGAACUCUUUCGCUCCGGGGAUGGCGUUGUCCCACUUUUUGGCGGCUCGAGAUGCAAGAUGCAUGAGAAAGAAGCAGGCGAUCCUUCCGAUCUGACCGGCGGCCGGAUUAUCUAGCCAGGAAAGAGGAUAAACGUGUCUGGUGCUGUGGAGUUCGCAGUUGAUGUUCCCGUGCUUGCAGCGUGGGAGAGCAAUGGCCACUGGCCGAGACCCCUUCUGUGAAAGGUCACGUCGAUGUUGUGCCGCUGUAUAGCCAAUAUCCUGCCACCGUCGUACUCUCGCAGUUAACUUGUUGAUAGUUUGCGCGCCCCAUUUCUUUCUGGCACUGCAGCUACCAGUGUGGGAAAUUGUCGAGAC
Messenger RNA from Parathielavia appendiculata, 1850 nucleotides. Its product is annotated as acyl-CoA dehydrogenase NM domain-like protein. Bases 116 to 1450 code for a protein of 444 amino acids. Gene Ontology annotation, biological process: L-leucine catabolic process. The record is from RefSeq and is a predicted model, not a curated record. Lineage: Eukaryota; Fungi; Ascomycota; Sordariomycetes; Sordariales; Chaetomiaceae. Gene Ontology annotation, molecular function: 3-methylbutanoyl-CoA dehydrogenase activity; flavin adenine dinucleotide binding. The transcript has a single exon.